Messenger RNA from Talaromyces marneffei, 1029 nucleotides. RefSeq lists its product as uncharacterized. NCBI's taxonomy places the organism in Eukaryota, Fungi, Ascomycota, Eurotiomycetes, Eurotiales, Trichocomaceae. The transcript is spliced from 3 exons. Bases 1 to 1029 code for a protein of 342 amino acids. Gene Ontology annotation, cellular component: cytoplasm. The record is from RefSeq and is a predicted model, not a curated record.
AUGGCACUCGUAACCCGUACUCUCGGCAAAAACGGCCCCUCGUUGCCAGAGAUAGGUUUUGGUCUCAUGAGCAUAGGUGGUGUAUAUGGUGCUGCACCAAACGACGAAGAACGAAGCGCCUUGCUAGAUCAUGCACACACGAUUGGCGAGCGCUUCUGGGAUACUGCAGACAUCUAUGCCGACUCCGAAGAUGCCGUCGGUCUAUGGGUGAAGCAGAAUCCUGAGAAACGCAAAGAUAUCUUCUUGGCUACCAAAUUUGGCAUUCAGUUUGACCCAGCUACGUACACGCAGACCUUGCACUCUAACCCGGAGUAUAUCAAAGAAGCCUGUGAAAGAAGUUUGAAGAGGUUGAAUACAGGUUGGAUUGAUCUAUAUUACUGUCAUCGCGUUGAUGGGAAGACGCCUAUUGAGAAGACAGUGGAGGCUAUGGUCGAGUUGAAAAAUCAAGGCAAGAUUCGCCACCUCGGUCUCAGUGAAGUCUCUGCAUCAACGUUGCGCCGUGCACAUGCAGUCCACCCCAUAGCGGCUGUUCAGCUAGAAUACAGCCCGAUUGCAAUUGAACCUGAAGAUCCCAAAAUCGGCUUGAUUCAAACCGCUCGAGAACUGGGCAUUGCUAUUGUGGCCUACAGUCCCAUGGGCCGCGGAGUCAUCAGCGGUGGCUACAAGACGGCCGAAGAGGUUCAUGCCAUAGACCCUUUCCUAGCCAUGCUUCCACGCUUCUCAAAAGAAAACUAUCCUAGGAUCUUGGAUAUGAUCACGGCAUUUGAGCAAGUCGCCAAGAGCAAAGGAUGCACUACCGGUCAGUUGGCCAUGGCUUGGGUCUUGAGUCGCGGUGAAGACGUCUUUGUCAUUCCCGGUACUAGAAAGAUCAAGUAUCUAGAAGAGAAUCUCGCUACUCAACAUAUUACUUUGACCAGUGCGGAAGAAAAGACAUUGUCGGACAUUAUCUAUGCAACCAAAUUUGAGGGAGGCAGGUAUCCUGAAGGGUUUCCCGAAGGGUAUGAGUUUGGCGAAACCCCCGCGUAUUAA